CUUACGUAGCUCAAAAAGCUGCUGAGGUGAUCCCAUGCGACCCUCCACCAAUUAAUAAACGACAAGACCAAUCUAAAAAUAUGUCACGUAAUGUUGGUGAAGAUGAUUAUCAGCCUUUACCUCCUUUGAUAUCAUUUAUUCAACGAUUGGUUGUAAAAUCAAACGUUUCAACUGCUACUUUUCUUACUACCGUUGUUUACUUGGCUCGUCUGAAAAAUAAAUUACCAAAACUUGCAAGAG
Molecule: messenger RNA, 240 nt
Organism: Racocetra fulgida
Lineage: Eukaryota; Fungi; Glomeromycota; Glomeromycetes; Diversisporales; Gigasporaceae
Source: the annotation of a GenBank genome assembly